CUCAUUGUGGAAGAUGGCGACCGCACAGUGAGCGCGCCCCCCGCUCCUCCUCCUCGCCCCCCCAGCGCGCGGUGACCGAGCAGACAUGAAGCGGCAGAGCGAGCGCGGGGAGCCCAGCCCCGGCCGCGCCAAACGGGCCCGCGAGCGGCGGGAAGAGGCCGGAGGCGGCGCCCACCACAAGAGCUCGGGCAGGCGGGAGAGGCCCAACCAGGCCGCGGCCUCGUCCUCCUCCACCUCCUCGUCCUCCUCCCGGCGGCCCCGGGACCCCCCGCCCCGGCCGCUCCUGCUGCCCGCCCCGGCAGACAGCUCCGGCCUGGAGUACAAGACGCUGCUGAUCAGCAACCUGGGCUCUGCCCUGCCGGACCCGCUGCUGGAGGACUGGCUCUUCCGGCACUUCCAGCGCUUCGGGGACAUCAGCGUCAAGCUGUCACACACCCCCGAGCUCGGCCGCGUGGCCUACAUCAACUUCCGCCGCCCGGCGGACGCCCGCCAAGCCCGGCACGCCAAGCUGCGCCCCCUGCUGUACGACCGGCCCCUGCGGGUGGAACCGGUCUUCACCCAGCAGCCUGCCCGCCGGCCGGAGCCCGCCCCACUGCCGCUGGCCACUCUGCCGGCCUACCCCCGCUCCACCUCCCCCAGGCACCUGCUGCUGCCCCCAGCCCUCACCUCCACCGCAGCCUCGGGCGAUGGCUACUACCCGCUGUACGAAGAGAGGGCGCGGGGAGCCACGUAUGGCCUGGGCAGCACCAGCACGGCGGACGACGAGCAACUGGCACCGGAGGACGACCAUCGAGCCACCCGCAACCUCUUCAUCGGGAACCUUGACCACACCAUUUCGGAAGUGGACCUCAGGAGGGCCUUUGACAAAUACGGCCCCAUCGAAGAAGUGGUGAUCAAGCGGCCGGCGAGGAAUCAAGGGGCAGCCUACGCCUUCCUUAAGUUUCAAAAUUUAGACAUGGCGCACAGAGCUAAGUUGGCGAUGAGCGGACGUCUGCUGGGACGCAAUGCCAUGAAAAUUGGUUAUGGGAAAGCCAAUCCUAGCACACGCCUCUGGGUGGGAGGGCUGGGGCCCAAUACUUCACUGGCAGCAUUGGCCCGAGAGUUUGACAGAUUUGGAAGCAUCAGGACAGUGGACUAUGUGAAAGGGGACAGCUUUGCCUACAUACAGUACGAAAGUUUGGAUGCUGCUCAGGCUGCUUGUACGCAAAUGAGGGGGUUUGCACUUGGGGAUCGCAGACUUCGUGUGGACUUUGCAAAAGUUACUCCGGAGGAGGCUGCGGCAGCUGCAUCCCGUUAUGCCCCUAUUCAGCCUACUCCAUACCCUUUGCCUCUUCCCUAUGAGCUGCUGCAGUCUGAAGCAUACAGCAGACAUCGGGCAGCUCUUGAACCAGACCUUAGGGUCAGGGAUAGAACCCCUCCACAUCUUCUUUAUUCUGACCGGGAGAGGCCCUUUGUGGAAGCUGGUUGGGUAAACUCAGAAAGACGGAGUGCUGGGCAGGGUGCACGUAGCAGGAGUGGAGAUCGUGGGGGAGGAAGUGGCAGUUCAAGGACUAGGGACGAGAAAAAGCGGAGGCGCAGUUUAUCUGGGGAAAGGGGUAGGAGCAGAGCUGAAAGGAGCCCUGAUAGGCCCAGAAGAGAGCCCUCAGAGAGGGAUCCUGGUACCCCACCGUCCCCACAACACAAUCACCGUCCCCCACCACAAGACAAACCUAGGCCCCCUACCCCUGAACCCCCACAGCCCCGAAGAAACCACCAUCCUAGACCCCCGGAGCCGCCUGCAGAUAGACAGUCCCCAGUGAUAGAGAAGGGACGGACGCUGCCGCCUGUUUGGUGUGGACAUCUUGUACUGAAGAACAGCUGUUUCCCCACUUAUCUACACUUCUUGGAAGGUGACCGUGAUGUACCAAGUGCCCUGCUUAGAGAUCGUUCUACAAACAGUGGGGGCAGCCUGGCACAACUCAAGAUUGCUCAAAGGCUCCGGCUAGAUCAACCCAAGCUUGAGGAGGUUACUCGACGUGUGAGACAGGGCACUACUGGAGGUUAUGCUGUACUGGUUGCUACACAGGCCCCACAGAACGAAGGGGCUGUGCCUGGUGAACCUGGUUUACAGCGCCGACUGCUCAGGAAUCUUGUCUCCUACCUGAAGCAGAAGCAGGCAGCUGGUGUCAUCAGUUUGCCUGUUGGAGGAAGCAACAAGGGCAGAGACUCCAGCGGCAUGCUAUACGCAUUCCCACCAUGUGACUUCCAUCAGUUGUACCAGCAGAGUGCCCAGCGCACUGUGGGCAAGCUAGAAGAAAACAUGAUUAUUGUGCUAGUAAAAGACAGCGCCUGAUCCAGGAGUUACUGUGCCCAAUGGUGCCCUCACAGACUGUCAUGUGCCCUCUCUGACCUCUCUCUGUUAUGGUUUGCAGGAAAUGAUGGGGACAGGGAAACCACAAAUAUACAUGAAAUUGUGACUGAAAAAUCGUCAUUGGGUUAGCCUGGUCAGUGCUGAGGGGGCCUGUAAAACAUUGCAUUACAGACCACUUAAGUACUGAAUGGGUUAAAUACAAUACAACAACAAUUAACUGCACUGCUGUUAUAUAAUUGUGUAAAAUGUAGAGGUGGUAGUCCUUGAGGGACUGUUCCUGAUCUGUCCCCAAAAGAGUAGCUAGUCUUCUGAGCAAAGUUAAUGAUCAGGACCUCUUUUUAAGUGUCAAUAGAUUAAUUCUCCAGUAAACUUACUGCCGGACAGAUUUUUUUUUUUUUUUAUUAGGUGUUUUUCUUGUCUCUAUCUCUGUAUAGAGCCCAAAUGGUUUUGUGUUUUAUGAUGGGUAGAUGGGAGGUAGAAUAGGGUUUGUGUCACAGGGACGGUGGCUAUUUGAUUUUUUUGUUUUAGUUUGUGUGCCUGUGUUGUUUUUGGAGUCCUCGGUAGCAAGAGGGUCCCGAGAGUGCCUUAUGUACAUGUGACGCUAGUGCACUGUGUGCUGUCACUGUGUCCCUCUGGUGGCUGUAUCUGGUGUGGAUUAGGUGAGGGAUGGUUAAGAGAACCCAGGAGUCUGAUUAGUUGCAUUCAUACACUCUGUUUAUAACCACAAGGCCUCCCAGGAUUGGAGGCAGCUCAUUAUUUCUUUAUAAUGAUGCUUUACAUGUGCCCCAGUAAGGGAAGGGAGGGUGGGGGUUUAAACUUGUUACCACACCCUAAAAAUUAGCAGAUCAAGAUGCGGAGGGAGGCUUUAUAUAUACAAAGUUUUUUUUGUUUUGUUUUGUUUUGUUUUAAACUAGAGCUUGUUAACGUGUCAGAGCCAGAACAACAUACCGUAACAUCAUGUUUGUGUUAGUGUAAACUUGUCUAUUUUAUAUCUAUAGUUCAAAGUUUGUGUAGACUUAUAUAUAGAUCUAUAUAUACAUACACAUACACAUGCACAUGUAUUACACUUUAUUUACUUGUGUACACAUGGCUAAAUUAUACGUACAUCUGUAUAACGUUAAAGGGACAUUCCAUGGUAUAUAUAGAUCAUUUUUAUGCAUUUGUUUUGCAUUUACCCUACAUGUGUUGACAUCCGUGUUUGCCAGAAAAUAAGCAAUCUCAGCCAAUCCUGUUCCUUCCAUAGCUCUCUGUGACAAAGCUAUCCUGUUCUCAUGAUCUCUUUUGCUAUAUGGGUUCAUAGGAGGCAUAUAACAGUAAUAUGUCAGUUUACCAUUCAUUUGUCAUUAUGUGACUAGAGAACACGUGAAUGAAUGCAAGUAACAAGUUGCAUCUAUUUUAUUUAAUUUAUUUAUUAAUGAGAAAUGGCCAGCACAUCUUUGUCAGUGCUAUAAUACACUUUCUUGUACAACUACUCUUGAUACACGUAUGGCCUUUUAUGUUUCCCAUCAACUCCGACACCAGGGGUUUAUAGGGGGGAGAAAAAACAUUUCUUUCUUGCCUCCUUUGAGAGACAUGGUAAGUAUUAAAGAUAAGUGAUUAUUGCACCCUUUUUAUUUUUUACUCUCUCAAAAUCCUGCAUCUGGCCUGUAAAGAAUGAAAGAAGAAAAAAAAAAAAAUCAAGUUUUUGUAUGAUGCUGUAUCAGAUGCAUUUUACAUCCUAUGUGCCUAGACUGUCCCUUUAAUUUUACACUCCUAUAUCGAGUUUGUGUUUUUUUUAUACGUGAACUCUUCAAGAGUGUGUGUGUGUGUGUGUGUGUAUGUAUAUAUGUGUGUG
Molecule: messenger RNA, 4184 nt
Organism: Pelobates cultripes (western spadefoot toad)
Lineage: Eukaryota; Metazoa; Chordata; Amphibia; Anura; Pelobatidae
Source: the annotation of a GenBank genome assembly